UGCAAUGUGGCUGACUUGAUCAGCUGUUUUCUCCCCAUCAUCAGCUCUGCAGGUUUGACUGCUGUGUGUCAGUGAGAGCAGCACACUGACCUCACACAGCCUCCACAUGUGUCUGAAGGAUUAACCUCAAGUUCCUCUUCAUACAUUAUCACACAGGAGAUCCUCUGUGCCGAGCCGACGAUGUGCUGCUUCACAACAGUUCUCAUCCUUGUUUUGAUGACAUCAAAUUCAUUCAGAUGCCAAAGCAGAAGAAACAAGGGAGAAAGAGAUGACAACCAGGUCGUCAAUAAUCAGGGCAAAAUUCUGAUGUGUCCAGUGGAGAUUUUGUUCAUCGUGGACAGUUCUGAAAAAGCCAAGUCAUCGCUGUUUGAACAGCAGAAGGAGUUCAUCCUGCACGUCAGCGCAAAGCUGCUGCUGCUUAACUCGGCUGGAUGGCGUGUGCGUGUGCGCCUGGCGGCACUGCAGUACAGCAGUACCGUGGUGCUGGAACAUAACUUCAGAGACUGGCAGGACCUGGACGUCUUCCAGAGUCAUGUGGCCUCCAUGACCUUCAUCGGCCACGGCACCUAUUUGGCCUACGCCAUCACCAACGCCACCAGGAUGUUCACCCGUGAGACCUCUUCCAGCAGCCUGCGGGUGGCGCUGUUGAUGACAGAUGGCACAGAUCACCCACGCAGCCCCAACGCCGUGGCGGCUGCCACUGAGGCCAAGCAGCACAACAUCAAAGUGUUCACUGUGAGGCUCCCGGGCUCACCCAGAGAUGGCCCCCUUCUGGUGAAGCUGCGCUCCAUUGCCAGCACCCCCCCACAGAAGCACGUGCUGAGUCUCAGUGACAGACGGCUGGACAAGCGACUCAUCAAUGAACUGUGUCCACAGCCAAAGAGCUGCCUGUGUGAGAAGGGACAGAGGGGUCACCCGGGUAAACCGGGGAAACCAGGCGAGCAGGGGUCUCAUGGUGCUCCAGGUCCAAAGGGAUCCCAUGGAGAACCUGGCAUUAAUGGACGACCUGGAAUAAGGGGCUUUGAGGGGAAGCCUGGUGCCAGAGGAGAAAAGGGGGAAAAUGGUGAAGUUGGGGCUCCUGGUACAAAGGGAGAACAAGGUGUGGCUGGACCUUCAGGUACCAGAGGUCCCAAAGGAGACAAGGGAGUGAAGGGAGGACCUGGUGACCUCGGUCCAGAAGGACCACCUGGAUCUACAGGUGAGCGUGGGCCAAGGGGUGCAUCUGGACCUCCUGGAGAUAAUGGCAUUGGGUUCCCUGGUCCAAAGGGUGAAAGAGGUAACCAUGGAAGACCAGGACUGCAGGGACCAGUCAGUGUGGGUGAACCAGGGAUGACGGGGCCAGCAGGCCCACCUGGAAUGCAGGGGUUACCGGGUCUUCCAGGUGACGGACUUCUAGGACCCAAGCCAUUCCUGUCUGACUCUCCUGAUAGAACGAUCGAGCCAACAAUGGACACAUCGGACACAAGCAGCUUCCAGUCGGCAGUCCGUUACCACAGCCGCCAGCUAGCGGAACAGGAGGACCGUCUCACUGCAAUGUCCUCCAGUAUCAGUGACCUUGCCAAGCGACAGGACGCUUUUAUGACCUCGGUGUUUCAGCACACGUCACCGGAGCGAGAGGCAGCCCGUUCCUUGAUGCGGCUUCGGCAGGGAAAUCGACGUGUCGCCGACAUCGACUUCCAUAUCCUAGCAGCUAAGAGUGAGUGGAACCCGGUGGCCCUCCAAGACGUGUUUUUCCAGGGUCUCUCCGCUCACAUCCAGGAGCAAUUGAUUGCCGUCGACAUUCCUGAGGACCUGGAUGAGCUCAUUGCGCUCGCUAUCCGCACCGACCGUCGGCUGGUGGAUCGACCUUGA
This is a messenger RNA of Thalassophryne amazonica, 1851 nucleotides long. It is a transcript of the gene col28a1a, whose product is annotated as collagen, type XXVIII, alpha 1a. The transcript has 15 exons. The record is from RefSeq and is a predicted model, not a curated record. NCBI's taxonomy places the organism in Eukaryota, Metazoa, Chordata, Actinopteri, Batrachoidiformes, Batrachoididae. The coding region runs from base 181 to 1851 and encodes 556 amino acids.